UCCUCGUCUCUCGCCAGCCAGCCAGCCAGCCAGCAAGCCAGCCCCAUUCAUGCGCCACCCUCCCCGCGCGUUGUAUCUACCUGUAUUUCCACCUUUACGUGUGUGAGUGUGUGUGUUGGUACGUUGAGAUCCGUGCCUAGCUAUCCUGCCGUCCCUCCAGAACCGCACCUCUCACCAGUGUAAGAAGUGACCCUCAGCAGGACACAACAACCCUCCUCUACGCUGCACCACUCCUCAAAGGGUCCCUCUGUGUAACUCCAGUAUAUUGCGUCUUACAGCAGCAUCAACACUAUAGCUACAGCAGAGACUAUAGCUAUAGUAGGGGGAACAAAAACAGCAGCACCAGUAAAUCGCAACAUCAAUAUGAACACCUGGUUUGCUUUGUUUCUGCUGGUGACCACGGGAUUGACCUUCACCUCGGCCUUCCCGGAGAAACUUGAAGCCCUCGAGGACAAAUUUGAGGAUGAUGAAUAUGAGGAGGAGCCAAAGAGACCCUACAGUUUCUCUUGGGCUGCCGCUCGCCACUACAACGGCGACCCGGACCGCGAGCACCAGGAACAACGAGGCGAGGAUGGCAUUACCCGCGGCGUGUACAGGUAUGUAGACCCUCGACUUAGAGUACAAGAGAUCGUGUACUAUGCUGACGACCAAGGCUUCCAUGUAGACGCCUCCAAUCUGCCCAAGGACACAGCAGCCGUCCAGAAUGCCAAGACGAAUCACGAGGAGCUCUUUGAAAAGAUCCGACAGGAACACGCUCGCAUCGCAGCCGAGAGAGCGCUGCUGGAGUCCCAGGAGAACCAGUAUGUAGAUCCUCGAGACAGAGUACAAGAGAUCGUAUACUAUGCUGACGACGAAGGCUUCCACGUGCAGCGGGCCUCCAAUCUGCCCAAGGAAACGGUGGCUGUCCAGAAGGCCAGAAAAUAUCACGAGGAGCUCUUUGAAAAGAUUCGACAGGAACACGCUCGCAUUGCAGCCGAGAGGGCGCUGCUGGAGUCCCAGGAAAACCAGUAUGAAAUUUAACUCACGGACAACUACCCUUCCUCGAGCUUCAUCACUGCGGCUUUGAUAGGGAGAUUGAAUAUUAAGGGAGAGAAUUUUGGAUCUUGCCAUGAAAGAAAUAUGAGCAAGGAAAUUGAUAAAAAUGUGUAAUCAUUAUGCUUAGGAAUGGUCACUUGACUUUACACUUUACACGAAGUAAUUAGUCGGUUUUCAAUGCGCUACAAAAAUACUACCAUCAUUCCAGAUGAAGAUCGUGACUUGUCCGGUGUUGAUGAGCUGGGGAGGGUGAAUGUUCGCAUAUAUUAAUAUUGUCUAUGUGCCUUAUUUGUAUUGUUACAACUAAAUCAUUUAUGUGUUAUUAUUAAACUAUUUUCUUUCGUUUAUUUUCCUCUUUUUUUGCUAAGUGGUUAGUGAUAGGAUAUGGAACAUAAUAUGUAAGCUCUGCAUCUCCGUCAUUACUCGUAGUAUCUUCCGUCAGAUUUUGUAAGACGUCCGCAGACCAUAAGACUUACGACUGAGCGAAAUUGCAGAAUACGAUGGAAGCGAGUAAGAAAGAACACUUCUGAGCACGACUGAACAAUGCACGAGACAACAACGUCCAGCGUAUUAUAAUAUGUUUCUAAUAUGCUUUAUGCCGCAAUGUUAGGCAGACUUUCCUUUUUUUCAAUUACAAAGAUACUUCCAGAAUGAUGUGGCGUAAGAAAGAGUCUAACAAUGAGGUGCUUUUUCGGUUGUUAUCAGAACUAUCCCUCUGGUCUCGUUUCCAACUAGCAUCUAGGCAUCUGGUGACAUUUGGAACCUUCAUGUAUUCCUCCGUUUGUACUUCAGCGUUUUUGUAAGUCGUGAACCAAGCCAGAUCUUGUGUUUUGUGCAUAUGUUUUAAUCUUAAUUCAUCUGAUGUCAUGAAACUGUCAGAAUUAUUUUUUUCUUUUUUCUUUAUAUUUAGUAGAUCAGUAGACUAAAGAUUAAAAUAAAUAGUAUGCUAAACUUAAUGGGAGUACAAAAGGUUACUCUGCUUGUGACCAAGGCUGUGCCAAGACACCUGUGAAGCAUUAAUAUACUCAAUUCAUUUCACCUGUAUUAGCUCAUGACAUUAUAUGAAUAUGCUAUUGGUGGGAGUGCAACACUCACACAGACACACACACACACACACACACACACACACACACACACACACCAGCAUCCAGUCAUCACUUCUCGUUUCUCUUGCAGCGUCAUCUAGUCGAAAUUCUGUGCAUCAUUUGAGUUUAUAAUUCAACUUUCAUUAAUUAAUUCACCCGUGGGAGAAGAGAAUAAUUCAUUACUCAAAUAUUCGCCUUAUACAGUGCAUCAUCUAGAAGCUGAAUUUUAAAUAUUUUCUGUCUACAUCAUGAUUAUGUGCUAUAACUUAUAUAUACAUACAUACAUAUAUAUAUAUAUAUAUAUAUAUAUAUAUAUAUAUAUAUAUAUAUAUAUAUAUAUAUAUAUAUAUAUAUAUAUAUAUAUAUAUAUAUAUAUAUAUAUAUAUAUAUAUAUAUAUAUAUAUAUAUAUAUAUAUAUAUAUGCAUUAAGUAGGUAAUAGUUAUAUCAUGCAUUGUCAAGCGUUUCAGUGCUUUAUCUAGACUUCUUUUUGACAGGGUCAAGUAGAAAUUAUUUAAAAUGUUUACUCUAUCUUUAUGAUAAUUGAACAAGGUUCUUUAUCAUCAGUGAUAAAAAGAACAUUAAUAAGAAUGUUAUUAUUCAUCUCUAUGACUUUUGAAGACAAUCCCAAUGAGAGGCCAAAAUAUUUCAAAAUUCGAAUCCUUUACAGGAACGUCUCCUCAAGGAGUGACAUUAUAGAUACAUAUUUAACUCGCAUUCUUAAACACUUCGACUUCUCAUUAGAACUAUUUUCAAAGGCUACAGAGGUGAUCAUUCUUUCUUUGUUUUUCAUGGACUUUCACCCUCACUGAUGAUGCAGAAGACUCAAGUUAUGACUAGAAUCACGUAAACACCUUAGAGACCCAAGUAACUUUCAAUAUUUAUUUGUUUUUCUAAGUGGUCGAGAUGAGACACCAGAAUGUUUGAGAACGCGAUCCUAUGUAAGUUCCAGGAGGAGGAGGAACAGGAGGAGGAGGAGGAGGAGGAGGUAGGAACAUGAGAGACACGUUUGUAGUAUUGUAAAAAUAAAGGCUGUUAUCGUA
Molecule: messenger RNA, 3161 nt
Organism: Portunus trituberculatus (swimming crab)
Lineage: Eukaryota; Metazoa; Arthropoda; Malacostraca; Decapoda; Portunidae
Exons: 4
Coding region: 364-1020 (218 amino acids)
Source: RefSeq, a predicted model, not a curated record